Molecule: messenger RNA, 4350 nt
Organism: Diatraea saccharalis (sugarcane borer)
Lineage: Eukaryota; Metazoa; Arthropoda; Insecta; Lepidoptera; Crambidae
Source: the annotation of a GenBank genome assembly
UCCUACCUAAUUUAACUAUUUACCUACGUAUACUUUAAUAAUUGUUCAAAGUGCAUACCGUUCCUCUCCACACAGAGUCUUGCACGUUUUUGCACAUUGUCUUUUAAUUUGGCGAGCACUACAGUGUCAUUUUUCACGUGGUCAAAUGCCGCACUAAUUUGCACUUUUAAGUCCUCGAGGCUUUGUGCUUCUUCAAAAUACACACGUCUUUUGAUUUCACCCCACAAAUAAAAGUCGCACGGUGUUAGGUCCGGCGAUCGAGCAGGCCACACGAUGGGGCCUCCGCGUCCAAUCCAUCGAUCACCAUAUUCUAUGGUGAGAUGAUCUCGGACGGCGGCGGCGUAAUGGGGUGGUGCACCGUCCAGUUGAAAAUAAAAAUCCCGGAAGUAGGCCACGGGCAAGUCCUCCAUGAAAUCGGCAAUGACAUGCCGCAACAUAUCGAGGAAGUUGCCGCCGGUGAGCGGCCCUUCGAUGAAGUACGGCCCCAGUAUUUUCGUGCCUAUAACACCGGCCCACACAUUGACACUAAAGCGCACUUGAUGGUGGGUUUCCCGAAUCAUAUGCGGAUUUCUGAAGGACCACCAGUGUUCGUUAUGAUGGUUAUAAAGCCCCACACGAGUAAACAAUGCUUCGUCAGUCCACAAAAUGUUGGCAUUAGGGUGUGCAAUCAGCCAUUCACAAAAGGUGCGACGGGGCACAUUAUCUCCAUCGUGUAGAGCUUGGACCUUUUGGAAGUGGUAAGGGUGUAGCCCUGUCACAUUCAGCAGCUUCCACACGGCAUAGUGGCUUACGUUAAAUCGGCGUGCGGCAUCUCGUGUACUGGCUCGCGGGUCCCUUUCGAAGAAAUCCAAGAUUUCAUCUUCGAUUUCAACUGCAAGUCUUGAUCUUCCACCUCCGCGAGCGUGAGCAGGCGUAGUAAAUUGACCAUAGUCCAAUAGCCUUUGGUUCACAGCCAAAAAUGUCUCGCGACUAGGUACUGCGGGGUUUAUUAAUCCCUGAUUUUGCAGGGCUGGGAUGGAUUCUGUUUCGUAUAGUCUCCGAGCUGCAUUUAAACUUUCACCGCUUAAAAUGUAACACCGCACCAUUUCGUAAUAUUCGCGAUUGGAAUACAUUCCGACGCGCGAAGUGUGGGGCUGCGGCGGGUGGCGCGCAACACGGAAGCAAAGGCGGAAGCGCGUGCGUUCAAAGGGAUUAUGCGCGGGUGACUGAUGUUGCCGACUAAAUAAAAAACCGAGCAGAUAUCGUCGGCGGUGCAUGCGCGGCGCAUGCGCGGCGCAUCCCCUGCGCCCGCGCCCCUUGCUACCCCUGCUCGUUUCGUUCAUAACUAAUGUGACAAUGCGAAUGUUAUAAUUAUCUUGUAAUUACAAAAAGUUUACACUUCAUUUUGAAAAUUUUACAUACUGUUUUUUUUUCAUAUAUGUGAUCUAUUAACGAUACCUAAUGCCUAGAAAAAAUUUGGAGAGUCAUUUUAAAUGCAGGCGAUCUCUCGGUGAAAGAGAAACCAAACGGCAAGAGCACAUAUACGAGUUGAUACUAACAGAAAAACACCACUGUCUGACGAUACGGCUUAUGCAAAAGAUGUUCGUGGAGGGCAUGGUCCGGCUGGGCGGCGCCAGCGGGGCGCAGGUGUCGCGCAUGUUCCCGCGCGUGGAGGAGCUGUGGGCGCUGCACGCGGCGCUGCUGGGGCGGCUGCGCGCGCGCCAGCGGCAGGCGCCCGCCGUCGCCACCAUCGCGGACGUGCUCGCCGACACGUUCGCGCCGCCCGCGCAGCACAGGCUCAAGGCCGCGUACGGUGAGUUUUGUUCGCGGCAUCACGAAGCAGUUGAAGUGUUCAAAGACUGUUGUACUCGAGAGCCGCGACUUGCGCGGUUCAUACGAAAGUGUCAACAAAAUCCUAUGCUCAGGAAAAAGGGUGUACCGGAAUGUGUUCUGUUCGUGGCACAAAGACUGACCAAAUAUCCGUUACUUCUGGAACCAUUAUUGAAAACCGCAGGCGACGAUGCUAACGAAAGGGAACUUUUACAGAAAGCACUCUGCGGUGUUAAGGAAAUCUUAGUAGAUGUAGACAAUCAAGUAGCUGCAAAAGAGCGGGAGGACAGGAAAUUAGAAAUAUAUCAUCGCAUUGAUGCGAAAUCAUUCGCUAACUUCCGAGGUCGCAAGUUCAAGAAGAGCGACAUCCUUCAGGGCAAUAGAAGUUUAAAGUUUGAAGGUGUAGCAACGUUAAUGCAAGGCCGAAGUAAAAUGCAAACACUCCUUGUGAUAGUUUUAACAGACGUUCUGUUCUUCUUACAUGACAAUAACAACAAAUAUACAUUCUUCACGCCCGACAAUAAGACGGGCGUGGUAUCGUUGGUGAAACUAUUGGUGCGCGAGAAGGCGGGCGCGGAAGGUCGAGGGUUAUAUCUGAUAUGUAGCGGGCCAGCUGAGCCUGAGAUGUUCGAACUGAGGGUACACCGGCCCAAGGAUAUACACUCAUGGAUACAGGCCAUCAGAACGGCAGUACAGCACUGUCCGGAGGAGGAGAAGGAACCGGACGCGGCCUCACUGGCGCCAUCUGCUGAUGAAAGGCAGCGACAACUCGAAGUGCGUCACGAGAAUAUAAGACUGAUCACAGAAGCGUUACGAGCUAAGGAUAGAGAACACGCGGCGCUGUUAGAAGAGAAAAUGGCAUUGCAUUUGAAAAUGACAGCGCAUACUGGCAAUAACCAACUAGAUGUACCAAACACAGGAGUGCCUGAAGCUACGUUUCCCGGUGGUUUAGUGUUCCCGGAGUACGUGCGACUGGCUGCACCGUCGCCCGACACGCAUGCGUUGUGGCAAGAAGUUUGCAGAGUAGUUAAGGAAGCUUUAGAUGUGUCGAGUGGUACGUGGACGGCGGGUGGAGCUCUAGGGCGGAGCACUAGUUCAGCGGGCGAGAGACAUUCGCGUGCUUAUGAAAGUCCCGCUCUACCGCGUCGAGCUGAUACUUUCGCGGGAUUCGAUCAUAGUCGUCAUCGAGGUCUGCCUCGACUGUCGACUGAAACGCCUAUAGAGGGCGAUAAUGUCGGCGAAGUGGUGGAGCCUCGACUUCUGGAACAGCUGGGGGGGUCAGCGGCUCUCAAACUUCAACACGCGAUUUAUACUCUCACGUGCAUCGUGUGGCAGCAACUCACCACAAUACACAGUUUGGAAGCUCAAGUGUGCGCGUGGCGAUCCAGCGGCGGUAACGCGGCGCGAUCACACGACGCGCAAUUAGAGGAGUUGAGGCACGCGCAAGCAAAACUCACCGCCGACCGAGCCGCGUGGGAGGCCAUGCGCUCCGCCGACAGGGCCGCCAUCGCACUAGAAAAACGGCAGCUACAAGCGGCUAGAGAAGAGUUGGCAGAACAACAAAAAGAUGUGGAACAACAACGUGAAAGGUUAUACAGGCGGCUCGAAAGGUUGCAGCAACACGGUGGUUCACAAGAGGAGAUCGCUAGUGUCGGUACAUUAUCUCCCGAUUCUACAGUCACCGAUACGACGAGGCGGAAAGAGUCCAAAUGGCGAAAUAACCGCGGCUCCACCGGGUCGGAGUCGUCGGCGGGCGUGGCGGGCGCGGCGCCGGGCGCGGGCGCGCUGCCGCCGCCGCAGCUGCUGUCCGCGCAGAACGAGACGCGCGCCACCGUGCGCGCGCCCGCCAUAUCGGUCAGUGUGAAACAACAGUUGCCAUUAAAGUUAGCGAGUGGGAAAACUCAACAGCAACCGCCGCCUGGCUACCACAGACUCCACGAAUCGCCGAGUGAGCAAAACCAAGGCUUAGUGAUCCAUCACACUCGUACAGGGAGUUCGCCCGCCCCGCUACCGUCUCAACAACACCUCAAUAAUAAGGCUACCAGAACAAACACAUACCCCAAACUGCCGGAUAAGUUUCGGGUUCGGUCCCCGGAAAGUCCCGCGCCGCAGCCCCCGGAGGAGGAGGUGAUCUACUUCUGACAGGGCGCGCCCUCCACGCUGCCCUCGCGCUCCUGAGGAUGUCGCCUCGCGUGAAUAACACGCUGACCCUCGCACUUAGACUUAGGGGGGUCAUAUAUAGCUUAGGGGGUCAUCUACCGCUCACAGAGUCAUCUAUAGCUCGGGGAUCAUCUGUAGCUUAUUGGGCCAUCUAUAAUUCAGGGGGUAAUAAUAUAACACAGGGAGCCAUCUAUAGCUCAGUGAUUUAGCUCAGGGGGGCAUUUAUAGCUCAAGAGUUAUUAGCCUCAGGAGGUCUUUUAUAGUACAGGGGCCAUCUAUAGCUCAGGAGAUUACCUGUAAGAUCUAUAACUCAGGGGGUCAUCUACCGGAUCCUAAAAAAAUGUCACACGUCCUUGGAAAAUAAAUAAUCUGAGUCAUCAU